Messenger RNA from Trypanosoma grayi, 696 nucleotides. RefSeq lists its product as hypothetical. The record is from RefSeq and is a predicted model, not a curated record. Bases 1 to 696 code for a protein of 231 amino acids. The transcript has a single exon. NCBI's taxonomy places the organism in Eukaryota, Euglenozoa, Kinetoplastea, Trypanosomatida, Trypanosomatidae.
AUGUACGCCUCACACAAGAAGGAUAUCAACCGCCACAAGAGCUUCCACCCGCUGACGUACCGCAACCUGCGCAAGGUGGAGCAGCGGCAGGAGGACGAGGAGGCACAGAAGAAGGCGGACGCCGAGCGCGACGUGCAGCUGCGCCACGAUCAGGAACAGCGGCGCUACGACGACCUUGUCCUCGCCGCCUCCGCCGACGGCGUCAGCGGGCAGCUGGCGAAGUUCCGGCAGGUGGAGAACAUAUUCGCCGCUGAGGCGAAGGUAGCAGGCGGGAAACACGCGGGGACGGCGGCGGCGUCGGCGGCCAUCGACACACCACCACUCCUGCAGCGCGGCACAUUGGCAUUCAAAAAGGAGGAGAAGGAGGCCGAUGAGAAGAAUGUGCGGAAGCGUACACGCGAGGAUGAUGAGGCACGGAGCAACAGCAAAAAGAAUAGCGACGGCAAGGGCGAAGUGGUCACGGGGUACAUGUCGACCUCCGAUGCGGCAAAGCUGCGAAAGGAGUUGGACACGCUGCAGAAGGCGCGGCACGACCCGCUGCGGCGCAUUGAGCGGUUUCAGAACCGCACAGUUGCUGCUGAAGCGAAGCGGCGUGCGCUCGAGACGACCUCAACGACCACCACUUGCGAAGGCGCGGAAAAGAACACCAUACGCAGUCGUAUUCAGGAGCUGCUGGAGAUGAAAAAGCGGAAAUGA